Olea europaea var. sylvestris is the source of this 948-nucleotide messenger RNA. RefSeq names its product putative RING-H2 finger protein ATL69. The transcript is spliced from 5 exons. The coding region runs from base 321 to 902 and encodes 193 amino acids. The record is from RefSeq and is a predicted model, not a curated record. Lineage: Eukaryota; Viridiplantae; Streptophyta; Magnoliopsida; Lamiales; Oleaceae.
GCAGAACCUUGGGCCAUUGUUCAGGUAUCGGAAGAUCACGUUCGUGCUCAUCAUCGGUCAUCAAGCUCGGGAAAUCUACAGGCGAUGUCUACAAUGAGCAGAACUUGUAUACAUCUGAAAUUCACACAUCAUCUUGCAAGGAUAUCCCACGGGCUUAUUUAUACUUGAACUUUCUGUGCAUAGGCCCCGUGGGAUAUGAUGCUUUGCCGAUUGGUUGCCUAAGCAAUUCUACAAAUGCCACAAUUGCUACAUCCCAUGGAUCACCAGAAGAAUUUGAAUAUUAUGGUUGCAAGAUUAUAGGCAGUUCCCUGUUCCCAGUCAUGUAUCUGGGUCAGUUCGAGUAUCGAGGAAUUAAUGAUGAUCUUUCAUUGCAUUGGAACGUUUCUGAUUGCAAAGAUUGUGAUCCACAAUCUCCUCCUCAAGAAACAGGUGAGUCGAGAUUGAUAACAUAUUUGAAAUCGCCACUCUUUAUUCUAUCAUUUCUUCUACUCGUGCUACUCCUGUUACCAUGUUGGGUGCGUUUGAUCAAGAUGAGAGUACGAAGAAAUGAGGCCAACGCAAGUGCUGAUCACAACUCUACCGCUACUGCUGCUUUGUCUCAAUCCACCAUACCAACCAUAUUGCCGCAGCCCAUGCUGCAGCCAGGCCCAGUGAUAUUGGGCCUUGAUGACUCCAAAAUAAAAUCCUACACAGAAUUGGUAGUUGUUGAGGAAAACCAAAGCAUUUCAGGAAAAGGGAAUAGUUCUUGUGUAAUAUGCCUCGAAGCAUACAAUCCCGAAGAGAAAGUAAGACGUAUAGCUAAAUGUGCGCAUUUCUUCCACAAUGACUGCAUUGUUUUGUGGUUAAAAAAGAGCAGAACUUGUCCAGUUUGUAGAACUCCACUUUCUGAUGUCAAAAUUUGACCUAAUUAUUCAGGUCUUUUUUGUUCAAAAAAACUGCAGUUUUUUU